Messenger RNA from Gopherus evgoodei (Goodes thornscrub tortoise), 1010 nucleotides. RefSeq names its product cocaine- and amphetamine-regulated transcript protein-like. The record is from RefSeq and is a predicted model, not a curated record. The transcript has 3 exons. Gene Ontology annotation, molecular function: neuropeptide hormone activity. Lineage: Eukaryota; Metazoa; Chordata; Testudines; Testudinidae. Gene Ontology annotation, biological process: positive regulation of MAPK cascade; cellular response to starvation; adult feeding behavior. Bases 432 to 749 code for a protein of 105 amino acids.
UCAGCUGGAUGGAUGGGCGUGCGGGGGACAGACAGACACUGACAGAGAUUUCGCUGCCCGUUGCCAGCGGGAGCACUCGGGAGCUGGUGGACAAGGAAUUGUUACAUUAAUUCCUUCUUCUUGCCAAAACACAUUAACCCCUCUCAUUAAAUGCCCCCUCGGGCACCUGGCUCCAGCCCCACCCCAACUCCUCCAUUCAUCCUACUCACCGCAGCCUGUUCUGGCAGCAGCCCCCCGCCCUCAAUGGGAGAGGAGAUCUCUGUGCCAGCCCCUGCCGUGCUGCCCCCAGCCUAUCACACCUCCCCCCCCCUCCCAGUGCGUGGGCUGGGCGCGGCUUGCCAGGCCAGUCUCUCGCUGCGCUCGCAGAGGCACAUUGGCAGCAGGCCCGUCGUGCCCCAACCCCAAAAAGAGCUCCCCACCGAUUCCCCGCCAUGCAGCGAGCCACCAUGCUCCUGCUCUGCCUGGCUCUCCUGGCCCACCAGGAGGCAGAUGGGGAUGCCCAGCUACCCCAGGACUUUCCCCUGAAACACUCGUACCAGCCGCAUGAGAAACAACUGCUGGAGGAGCUGCAGGACGUGCUGGAGAAACUGCAGAGCAAGAGGAUUUCCACCUGGAAGAAGAAAUAUAACCAAGUCCCCAAGUGCUUCAUCGGCCAGGCCUGCGCCGUGAAGAAGGGCGCCCGCAUCGGCAGGCUGUGCGACUGCCCCCGUGGAGCCACCUGCAACUCCUUCCUCCUCAGGUGCCUGUAGCCACUGCGUGCAAGGGACCCCCAGCCGCAGAUCAUCCUCUCGUGCUGCUGUGUGUUGUGAUUCCCGGGCGGGGUGCCAGGGCUGGCUGGCAGUGGCCACGCUGCUCAGCAGAGCCCAGAGGAAGGGGGUGGCAAGGCUGGCUGCUCCAGGAGGCUGCCGCAGGGCUAGGGUCUCCUGCUCCUCUGACCACCCACUUCCCAGAGGGGCUGCUCAGCCAAGAUGGUGAAACCAGGGCCACAAGCUUUGUCUCACUUUCACUUG